Messenger RNA from Plodia interpunctella (Indianmeal moth), 1329 nucleotides. RefSeq names its product paired mesoderm homeobox protein 1-like. Lineage: Eukaryota; Metazoa; Arthropoda; Insecta; Lepidoptera; Pyralidae. The record is from RefSeq and is a predicted model, not a curated record. Bases 429 to 1301 code for a protein of 290 amino acids. Gene Ontology annotation, molecular function: DNA-binding transcription factor activity, RNA polymerase II-specific; RNA polymerase II transcription regulatory region sequence-specific DNA binding. The transcript has 3 exons. Gene Ontology annotation, biological process: regulation of transcription by RNA polymerase II.
CUUUUAUUUUAAAAUGUUUUGAUUCCAGCUUUUGUAGUCGCCUGAGAGAUCUUCUAUUGUUCAAGGCGUGACCAAAAAUUAAUGUCUGUACAGUAAACCCUUGAAGCGUUACCUUGUUGGGAGCCGAUUUUGAUCCACCAUCAGGUCUUGCUUAGCACAAUAAUGCAUUAACCAUUGGGACUAAAGACCCGUGUAAAAUUUCAUGAGUUUGCUGUUAACAUUGAGGAAUUUUCUCGUCGGGAGCUAUCCUUGGUCCAAAUCGAACGAUUGUACCAAAUUCAGCUAAAUUGCCUGAAGAUUAUGUGCUUUAAAAGAUCCACAACGGUAGACAGGAUGCGGUCAUCAAGAGUUACGAAACAAAAACCCAACUACCAGUAAAUUACAACGUCAACAAUGGUUCUUACACUGAAAACCACAACCUAUACCAAAUGAUCAAAUGCCACGAAGACAGCCUUCUAAGACUGCACCAUCUCACAGCUGGAAGACAAAUGAACAACUACGAGCCUACGUACCAAAACGAUUUGACCUGGUAUCCAAAAGACAUACAGCGCCAGUACAUCAAACCCAGUUAUUUAUCAUACGAAGACAUGAGACGGAAAUAUGAUGAAGCUAAAGGUGCAAAAGAGAAAGAAGUUCAGAAAGAAUCUGAAGAAGAGAAAGAUGGCAAAGGUGAUGAGAGGAAGAAACCUAGAAGGAAUAGGACUACGUUCACGAGUCAGCAGCUGGCCGCUUUGGAGAAGGUGUUUGAGAAGACACACUAUCCUGACGCUUUCGUGCGGGAAGAUUUGGCUUCGAGGGUCAAUUUGACUGAAGCAAGAGUACAGGUGUGGUUUCAAAACAGAAGAGCAAAGUUCCGACGAAACGAGAGGUCAGCAAUCUCCAGCCAUAGAAGUUCCACAAGCCAAAGUUCUCCGGAACCGAUCCCAGUUCCUAUUGGGAUGCCUCACCAAGUGGAACCUCGUCAGGAAUUCGCAAGAAACAACAAGGAACCUUGGUUACAUCAUUUUCAAACAAACAACUUAAAUCUUAAUUUAGGAAUUCCAAUAGCAAAUUCUGGAUUGUACCAAAAUGAUUACUCUCUGAUGAUGCAGAAUGUAGGUAAUAGGCAAUAUGUGCCUAAUUCCAAUGCGCUUAUGGGCCAAAGUAUGGUGGGGUACGGUGGAACCGGUGAAAACGGCUACGGUUCGUGUGCUUUGAUUGGUGGUUACAGUGGUCCAUUACAACCUGCCCACCACAGCACUUACAACUUGAAUUUAAGAUUAAGACCGCAUGAUUUUAGUAUAAACAAUAUAACUUUAUGAUUUUGUGUAGCCUUGUUUGAAUUAAAUU